This is a messenger RNA of Mya arenaria, 1141 nucleotides long. RefSeq lists its product as uncharacterized. The transcript has 2 exons. The record is from RefSeq and is a predicted model, not a curated record. The coding region runs from base 8 to 448 and encodes 146 amino acids. Gene Ontology annotation, molecular function: catalytic activity. Lineage: Eukaryota; Metazoa; Mollusca; Bivalvia; Myida; Myidae.
GAACCCCAUGAGCAACCACGUAAUCAGCGCUGAGAGGCACAAUCAGUCCGUUAAUUCGAUGGCACUGGUAAGACAGCGGCUGACAGCGAAGGCGGUUGAGAUCGUACAAAUGAUGGUUAUAAACCUGAUGUGUCUGGCCGCCCCGGCCGUGGACCUCCACCUCCUACGGAAUCUUGCCAUGGAGGAGGCCGAUGAACUGCGGGAACAGUACCCGGAGGCCACCAAUUUAUUAGAAAAGACGGAGUGGUACGAUCUUAUGUUCAUGUGCGACGAACGGAUAGCGGCUCUCAAGGAAGCUUCGGGAAUGCAGGGGACGAAGGCUGUUGGGGAGAUGGUUGUAUACGAACGGAUGCGAAACCUCUACAAACGGGCAUGUUACGGAGAAAUGGAUGCAUCGAAAUACAUGGGAAAAGGUAAAAGCCGAAUGUACAACUUUAUUCGAAAAUAGCUGGACAUUCCGUUUUACUGCGGGCAACCGGCUAUCGACACGUGACUGGGACGAAUUUUAAAAGCCGUCCAGAGCCGCUCAGUGGAGGACGUCCUCCUUGACAUCUUUACUUCCGUAUCGCCACCAUCCAGACAGAACAGCCAAACCGCUGUAAAAUAUUGAGCGAUAUGUUAUAGCAUAUGUUUCCCUGACCAGAAUGCUCAAUAAACCUUAACAAUUAUAUGGUUUCGCUUUUACUAGACAGAGAACUUAUGACCUAAAGAGGACAAACUAUGUAACAUAUGUUUAAUCGUUUUUAUUCGAAAAUCUGUCGUUAAACUCGUACAAUAUUUUGACAAGUUAGUUGGCGAUAAAUUAAGGUGUCAACAAGAUAGACUGGCUUUCAUGGAAAUCCGUUUGGUGUUAUUUAUGUUAAUUGACUACGUUUGUUUUGUAUUUGCUAUUACAUAAUUUCGAUCUGUUAUAGUGUGUCAUCAAAUACUGUGACCGCAAGUAUGGUUAUUUUAAGCAUUAUAGUGUCAUUAAAGGCAAACCUGGACAAGAUAUCAACUUGGAGAGUAGAUCCCUCGACAAUUACCUAAAACGAAACUUCAGGCAUUUUCAAUUGAACUAAUUUGGCAUUUAUUGAAUGAUAAUUUUCAAUUUUAUUUACCAGAUAUUUGUACAUUUAUAAUUUAUUAUUUAUAGCUUUUA